UUGUAAUAGCUAUGUGGCGAAUGAUAAGAAAAACUAACGUUGAGUCUAGUCUUGAAUUUGACUCAGUACAUCAACAUCUGUACGAAGAUGGCCGUCUUCAUGAUAAACAUAUGUAAAUACAACGGCUGUGGCAUAACUUUUCCAAGAUUAGCGGACUUAAUUGAACACAUCGAAGACGUCCAUAUCGAUUAUGAUCCUGCCGUCGUUGAACAAAAAGAGGCUUCCCAGCCUUCAUGUAUUCCGUUAAGUUAUGUGUUGAAGUUUUUCACCGAGGCUUCCAGGCGGGAGAUCCAAAACAUGCCCCCGGUGGCCGAAGUUCGGCGGCGCUUGCUCUCUGCACCCAAAACACCAUCUGUCCGAAGCAGCACCCCUACUGGUAGCGACAUGGACGAGGAUGAAAUGCUGAGCCCGUCGGAGGAUAGCAAUGAUUCUUGGACUACCGUAGAGGAAUACAGCUCUGAAUACAUACUGCGUUAUGGCGUCAAUCGCCUGGGCGCAGCGUCCGCGGCGGGCCCGACGGUGCAGGACAAGCCGUUCGCGUGCCCCGUGCCCGGCUGCAAGAAGCGCUACAAGAACGUCAACGGCAUCAAGUACCACUCCAAGAACGGCCACAAGAAGGACGGCAAGGUAAAAAAGGCAUACAAAUGCCAAUGCGGCAAAAGCUAUAAAACCGCCCAGGGGCUCAAGAGCCACUCCGCCUCGCAGCACGCGGCGGCGGCCUCGCCGCGCGCGCCCGGCCUCGUGGUGACGGCCGCGCCCGCGCGCCUGGCCGCCGACCUCGACGCCACCAAGCUGGUCCGCAUCUACGACGCGCUCAAGGCCAAGGAUCUGCCCUCCUUCACCGUCCCCAAGCACGGCCUGGCGAGUGUGAACAUCGUGAACGGGGUGGUGCGCGCGCUGGCGCCGGCGGCCAGGUUGGAGCGGCCCAAGGUCACGGUGCAGGCGCGCCCGCUCGCCCCGCUCGCCCCGCUCGCCCCGCUCGCCCCGCUCGCCCCGCUCGCCCCGCUCGCGCCCUACGGUAACGUAGGCAACGAGGCUAACGCCUAGCUCACGCGAGUCCGG
Cydia fagiglandana is the source of this 1062-nucleotide messenger RNA. RefSeq names its product juxtaposed with another zinc finger protein 1. Gene Ontology annotation, cellular component: nucleus. Bases 88 to 1047 code for a protein of 319 amino acids. NCBI's taxonomy places the organism in Eukaryota, Metazoa, Arthropoda, Insecta, Lepidoptera, Tortricidae. The record is from RefSeq and is a predicted model, not a curated record. The transcript has 5 exons.